AUGGUGUCGUAUACGGGUGAGGCUGGUCGGUUAUUAAGUGAAACACUGGUGCGACCGUGGUUCGCACUGUACCACCAGCGUGUUCCCCGUGAGCGUCACUGCGAAGACUGCGAAAGCACGACUGACGCUGCUGAUAACAAACUCAGCACUGCUCGUGUCGAACAACCGGGUCCAGCGAAGACAAACCUGUCCCCAGUGGAACAACUUCCUGGGGACGUCUUGCGCAGCGUCUUCGAACUUCUCAGUCCCGCUGACUUAGCUUCAGUGAGUCGCGUCUGCCGUACGUUCUUAUCGAUCGCUUUUGAUCCUGCGCUGUGGCGAAGGCACUGUCUUGAAGCCUGGGGUGACAGAGAGUCUCUGACGAGACUCACAGCAGCUGCCUGCGGUUACGGUGGCUGGCGUCGUAUGCUCCGCAGUCGAGCGCACCUGCAGUUCCACGGCCUAUAUAUUCAGAAACAGCAGUACCUCCGAAUUGGCGGUGAUGACGGCACUGGCUCGCGGAGAGUAUUCUUCAUAUCGUUCUACCGGUACCUGCGUUUCUUUCCUGGUGGAAAAGUUGUGGGCAUGACGACCCCCGAGGACCCGCUUGUAAGCCGGGCCCGGCUGCAGUCGACGCGCUGGGAGGCGUCGCACCAGAGCUGGCACCACGAAAACAACGCCGGAGCCGGAGCUGGUACCGACCAGGUCGUACCAGCUGUAGGAGACUACCAGUUCGACGAGAAAACGCGCAUGGUAUCGGUGACACUGCCCAUCUAUCAGCCGCGUUAUGCAGAGAUGCAAGGCGCGCUCGCCUGCUACGUCCUGGAGCUCAGUGACGCCGACGGACGUCCACGAGGUGCCAACGACAUGCUGCGACUACUCGAGCACUCUACCCUGAGCGCAGAUGGAUCCGCGCCUUUGUACCACGAGGUGAAACCAUCGCAGGCUCUUUUUUAUUUCACGCCAUUCGGCUCACAAUAUCGCCGAGUUGCGGAGAAACUAUUCGCGGAUCCGGAAGACGUGAAAAUGUUCAACCGAGUACAACUCAUGCAGCGGCCAGCGAGGUUGCAAACACGUAGAACGAACUGCACCCGCACCAAUGCCGUGAACUGA
Molecule: messenger RNA, 1092 nt
Organism: Cyanidioschyzon merolae strain 10D
Lineage: Eukaryota; Rhodophyta; Bangiophyceae; Cyanidiales; Cyanidiaceae
Product: similar to F-box only protein 9
Exons: 1
Coding region: 1-1092 (363 amino acids)
Biological process (GO): SCF-dependent proteasomal ubiquitin-dependent protein catabolic process
Cellular component (GO): SCF ubiquitin ligase complex
Molecular function (GO): protein binding
Source: RefSeq, a predicted model, not a curated record